AUGUCUUGCGAAGAGGACGGAGAUGAAUCAGAGUAUAAUCCAGACCAGGAUGAGGAGUCAAGUAGUGAUGAAAGUAGUGAUAAAUCUUCAGGUCAUGAAAUGGUGCGAGGUGAUUCAGAUGAAGAAAUUGUGGAAGAGGAAUCAGCCAAUACCAAUGUGAACAAAUCAGACCAGUCUAAAAAGAAAGCGUCCAAGCAAAGCGAGGAUUAAAAAAGAAUGCCCAGUACCCUACUGUCAUAAGAUUGUUGUUCAUCUGCCAAGGCAUUUGCAAAAAGUGCAUGAUUGGCCAAAACAUCAAGCUCGUGCUGCAGUAUUGCGGUUUAAUUUACGUAAGAAAUAUUCCUUUUCAACUGCAGAGAGUGCAGCUGCUGGCAAUAGGAAAGGGAAAACAAAUGCUGAUGAGCAUGGGCAAAAGAGGUGCAACAAGGAUUACCACAAAAAGAGAUGUUGUCCAAUGGUAGGGUGUUCUGCAGUGGUCAAAAGGUUACCUGCACAUUUGCAAACUGUUCAUGGUUUCAGUCCAAAGUCAUCAAAGUACAAGGCCUUGUUAAGUAAAGCUCUUCCACAACCCAAAAGGCCCUAUUCAGUUCAGAUGAUUGAAAAGAGAGCUGCUGCUAUCAAGAGAAUUGAAACUGAACCACCUAUGCCUGAU
This is a messenger RNA of Pocillopora meandrina, 652 nucleotides long. The record is from the annotation of a GenBank genome assembly. NCBI's taxonomy places the organism in Eukaryota, Metazoa, Cnidaria, Anthozoa, Scleractinia, Pocilloporidae.